This is a messenger RNA of Jaminaea rosea, 2072 nucleotides long. RefSeq lists its product as hypothetical. Lineage: Eukaryota; Fungi; Basidiomycota; Exobasidiomycetes; Microstromatales. Bases 197 to 1933 code for a protein of 578 amino acids. The transcript has 2 exons. The record is from RefSeq and is a predicted model, not a curated record.
AGCGGAGACGUCACGACGCGGCAUGUCACAAUUGACGCCCCCUUUGCUCACUCGCUCAAGAGCCGCGGUACCUGACUGAGUGAAGACGGGCAAUGCCACACCUCUCUUUUGCACCUUGACUCCUUUCCAACACCUCCUUUCGCUCACUCAUUUGUCUCCCCUUUUCUCCUCUCCCCUUGUCGGUGCUAUCAUCACCAUGCCGGCCUUGACGGCUGAGCGUGUGGAGCCUACGAGACCGACGGCUCAGGUCGCAGAGGAGCUCGGCCACCGCGUGAUCACGGCUCAGCCUACGCCACUUCCUCUGCUACCCAACAUGACCGCUGUGCGACUUCCGGCAGCAGCCAUUAACCAACUCAAGCAAGAGGGCAGUGCCGUCUUUGGGCCCUACAUCGUAGCAGAAAAUGAGCAACACCACUUCCACCAAGAGCGCAGUCACCAUGAGCGAGCAGACAAGGUGCCGCACGACUGCUACACGGGCUACGGACACUUUUCGUGCUACCCUACCAAGAAGACGAAAGUCGUACAGGGACAAUGGAGCAAGUUCAUUUGGAACACAAGUGAGCCCUCAUUGACUAGCAAUGGCGGCUAUGUCGACGUAUACCUCUUCCGCCAGGACUCAAACAAGGUCGUCACCUCCUUCACGCACAUCCCAAAUGAGCAGGGCCGCGUUGCAUUCAUGCCUCAAGACUCUUGGUGGCAGGAGGACCCCGCUGCUCACCAGCUUCCAGAGGGACGCAACAAGACGUGGCCAUUCUACUUUGCCAUCACGCCGGCUGAGCAAGGACUAGAAGGCAAGGAAGGGAGCGCUAUCAGCAGGCUGGCAACUUGGCAUGCGGUUCAGACAGCUAGGCCUGCGCUUCUCGCCGCUCUCCCUUCCACCGCCACCUCCUUUCCCCCAAGCGACGCCAUCAUGCCCUCCUCCAUCCUCAUUACUCGUCCCACCGCCUACCCUCCCAGCCCUACCACAUCCAACAGCGUCAACGGCACUCUCAACACCCCCACCUCCGCAACUGAAAGGCACCACAUGCCUCACUGGGCCAUCGGUCUCGUGACGUUCUUUGCCUUGCUGCUCCUCGGUCUCACCAUUAUGCGAGGCUAUUACUUAGCUCAAGUCCGCCGUCGACAGCAUGAACGUAAGCUAGCAGCGUCGCACAAGCGUCGUGCUAUGCGCGCAUCCUUCGCCACCGCCUCUGCCUUGGUAGGUAUCCCUGUCGUAGGCGGAGCGGCCGCCGCUCAGCGCUCGAGCAGCACCACCAGCGAUGGCGAGAGAUAUGGCCGCCCUUCUACACGCAACACGGCCGUUGUUCGUAGUCGCGAAGCCAGUCCUGCGUACCGCAACUUCAUCAACAGCGGCCACGGUGACCCCAGCACGACUCUGCUGCCCGAUCAGGCAGCACUGGUGGCCCAGGCGUACCGAAGCACGCUCCGCCAGCCACCGAUCGCUGCGGGACGAUUCAACGUCAAGCAGGCUUCUUCAUCCCCUGCUCCUUCGCCUUCGCGCUCAGCAAGCCACAGGGUGGCAGUGCCCGCACGUUCGGCUUCCCUGACCGCCAUAGUGGAGAGCUCAGCGAAGACGAUCGACAAGAAAAGCACAGGCGUCGAGGAGAUGACUGAGAUCAGCAAGAGGAGCGCAUCCUUGGACGCAGGCCAGGCUCUCUUGAAGGGAGAGCUGGCUACGGAGGGAACGAGUCUACAGAAUGUGGGAGGCGUGAGGACGGCUGAAGUUGUGAAGGACGGUCGCGCUGAGAGUGAGAGCGCCACUGGCGCUGACGGCGUUGAGGAGAGCGGCAAGAGCAGGGACGAGAAUGAGGAAGAUGAGAUGGCCACGACUGGGCACGAUGGCCAGGUGGCGGAGGUCAUUCGCUGGGACGAACUUGUCAACAAGACGAAGGACGAGGACAAAGGCAAAGACAAAGAAGCUGGCACAUCCUGACCGCCUCACACGAGCAUCCAGCAAGACGGAGUUACCCCAGCGAGAUAUCGAGACCCUCACCGAGAUCAUUAAGAUACGUACAGCUCCAUUUAUACCUUAUCAUCACCACCUAUACCGCGGCGAGCGACACCCCCUUCCC